Lindgomyces ingoldianus is the source of this 585-nucleotide messenger RNA. RefSeq lists its product as uncharacterized. NCBI's taxonomy places the organism in Eukaryota, Fungi, Ascomycota, Dothideomycetes, Pleosporales, Lindgomycetaceae. The record is from RefSeq and is a predicted model, not a curated record. The transcript has 6 exons. Bases 1 to 585 code for a protein of 194 amino acids.
AUGAGUAUACCAAAUGGCAUGAGACACAGCUGCUCCACCAUGAAUCGGACUAUAUCUGGCACUAGUACGGCGGACGAUUUAUGGUGGAGCAGGUAUACUCAUCUACUGCAUGAAGGCUGUAUAGAUCUCCAUUCUUCCACAAAGGGACCUAACGUAAAGAAUGUCGGUGAGAAUCAGAAGAGUCUUCCGCAAGCUAAUUUACCUUCCAGCAUUAACAGAGCACCUAAAACUUUCCUCUACCAGCAUCUACAUAUCCCAACACUGAUAGCUACUAAUUUGAUCAUUAGAUGCUCCAUUUUCAAACGCGGAGAGAUCCGGAAUCCCCGGAAAGACGGUAUCAAAGUGGCGCCAUCCAUUAUUCAGCCCAUACGAAACAUCAAUGAAUUUCUAGAAAGAACUAACAAGAAGAAGCGGCAAGACUUUAUCCUCCAAGUCGAGGCCGAGUGGAACUACAGAGAAAAUGCCGUGUCAGUGGCACUCCAUUGCUACACCAGCGCCGUGAACAUACCGCAGACUCCCGCUGGUGCUACAAUAUGCACACAAAGGCUGCCGUCCUGGGGGAAGUUUGCAUUCACGCCUGUAUAG